AUGGAGGCGUCGAACAACGGGUCCAGUUUUGGGAUCGACUCCCUGCUUUCCCACAGACCCGGUAGUCCAGCCAUUACUAAGGGGGACAGUUUAGUGGGCGAAUGCAGGUCACCUCUGGAGUUCAGCCCGAGGUCCGACCUGGAAAGCGGCUGUUCCUCUCCACCAUCACCCAGGAGGGAGUGUGGUGACGAGGCAGCACAGAGACAGGGUCACGCUCUCGGACUGCCGCCCCAUCUGCAGCAUGGGCCGAUAUCCGCCGGGUCCCAGCCACGGACUGUCACAUCCUCUUUCCUCAUUAGAGACAUAUUAGCCGACUGUAAACCUUUGGCUGCUUGUGCACCGUACUCCAGUAAUGGUCAGCCAACACAAGAAGCUGGGCGACUGGCAUCAAAAAUCGCAGACGAUUUCAUUGAGAAAAUCCACAGCAACUCUUCAUCAGACAGCGAAUACAAAGUGAAGGAGGAGGGCGACAGAGAAAUUUCAAGCAGUAGAGACAGCCCCCAGGUCCGUCUGAAGAAACCACGAAAGGCUCGAACUGCUUUCACCGACCAUCAGCUGGCACAACUUGAACGCAGCUUUGAGCGCCAAAAGUAUUUGAGCGUGCAGGACCGAAUGGAGCUAGCUGCGUCUCUCAACCUCACGGACACCCAGGUUAAAACCUGGUACCAAAACAGAAGGACAAAAUGGAAGAGGCAGACGGCAGUUGGACUCGAACUAUUAGCAGAAGCCGGAAAUUAUUCAGCUCUGCAAAGAAUGUUUCCAUCACCGUAUUUCUACCCACAAAGCUUGGUGUCAAAUUUGGACCCUGGAGCAGCGUUGUAUCUGUACAGAGGACCCUCAGCACCCCCGCCGGCAAUGCAGCGACCCCUCGUUCCAAGGAUUCUUCUGCAUGGUCUGCAGGGCGGCAACGAGCCGCCACCACCUUUGCCCCCGCUCUCCGGUGUGCUGCCUAGGCCGACACAACCACGAUGA
Molecule: messenger RNA, 972 nt
Organism: Chanos chanos (milkfish)
Lineage: Eukaryota; Metazoa; Chordata; Actinopteri; Gonorynchiformes; Chanidae
Gene: barhl1b
Product: BarH-like homeobox 1b
Exons: 3
Coding region: 1-972 (323 amino acids)
Biological process (GO): regulation of DNA-templated transcription
Molecular function (GO): DNA binding; DNA-binding transcription factor activity, RNA polymerase II-specific
Source: RefSeq, a predicted model, not a curated record